Messenger RNA from Dichomitus squalens LYAD-421 SS1, 2300 nucleotides. RefSeq names its product glycyl-tRNA synthetase. The record is from RefSeq and is a predicted model, not a curated record. Gene Ontology annotation, cellular component: mitochondrion; cytoplasm. Bases 81 to 2048 code for a protein of 655 amino acids. Gene Ontology annotation, molecular function: ATP binding; glycine-tRNA ligase activity. NCBI's taxonomy places the organism in Eukaryota, Fungi, Basidiomycota, Agaricomycetes, Polyporales, Polyporaceae. Gene Ontology annotation, biological process: mitochondrial glycyl-tRNA aminoacylation. The transcript is spliced from 9 exons.
GUUGUACAUACUCUCCCCCUGGCAUCCCCCUCGGCUUGAGGCACACUCAACUUCCCACUCGUAUACACACUCAGCUAGACAUGGCCAACCUCCCGGUCAACAAAACUGCACAUCCCUUCGACAAGGCUCGGUUUGAGGCUUUGCUCAAUCGCAGAUUCUUUUACGCACCCGCUUUUGAGAUCUAUGGCGGUGUUGCCGGCUUGUACGACUACGGUCCCCCCGGUUCUUCGCUCCAGAGCAAUAUCAUCGCGGAAUGGCGGAAGCAUUUUAUUGUCGAAGAGCACAUGCUCGAGGUCGACACGACUGUCAUGACUCCCGCUCCGGUGUUCGAGACGUCUGGCCACGUCGCCCGGUUCGCCGACUGGAUGGUCAAGGACCUGAAGACCGGCGAAGUCCUCCGUGCGGACCACCUCGUCGGCAACGUCCUGGAGGCACGAUUGGCUGGCGACAAAGAGGCCCGCGGCCUCGCGGCGCAACCUGCAAAGGAGGACGACAAGAAGAAGAAAAAGAAGGACAAAGCCAAGGCCGCGCCCGUCAAGCUGUCGGACGAGCAGGUCGUGGAGUAUGAGACGAUUCUCGCGCAGCUCGACAACUACUCCGGGCCCGAGCUCGGCGCGCUCUGCAAGAAGCACAACAUCACGAACCCCGACACGGGCAACGAGGUGUCCGAGCCGCAGCAGUUCAACCUGAUGUUCGCGAGCAGCAUCGGGCCCACUGGCCAGCACCCCGGCUUCCUGCGCCCGGAGACCGCCCAGGGCCACUUUCUCAACUUCUCGCGCCUGCUCGAGUUCAACAACGGCCGCGUGCCGUUCGCAUCCGCGCAGAUCGGGCGCUCGUUCCGCAACGAGAUCUCCCCGCGCGCGGGGCUCCUCCGCGUGCGCGAGUUCACGAUGGCCGAGAUCGAGCACUUCGUCGACCCGGAGGACAAGCGGCACGAGCGGUUCGCGGACGUGCGCGCCGUCGCGCUCGAUCUGCUUGACCGCGACACGCAGGCGGCGGGCAGCACGCGCGUGACGCGGAUGACGAUCGGCGACGCGGUCGACAAGGGCGUCGUCGCGAACGAGACGCUGGGCUACUUCCUCGCGCGCAUCAACCAGUUCCUGCUCAAGAUCGGGAUCGACCCCGCGCGGCUGCGCUUCCGGCAGCACAUGGCGAACGAGAUGGCGCACUACGCGACGGACUGCUGGGACGCCGAGAUCCAGAACUCGUACGGGUGGACGGAGUGCGUGGGGUGCGCGGACCGCGCGGCGUACGACCUGUCCGUGCACUCGGCGAAGACGGGGCACCCGCUCGUCGUGCGCCAGGCGCUGAAGGAGCCGAUCGUCACCGAGAAGCUGGUCGCGGAGUUCAACAAGAGGACGUUUGGGCAGACGUUCGGGAAGGACUCCGCUGUGAUCCAGACACUUGUCGGCGGCUUGGACGAGGCUUUGCUGGCGAAGCUCCAGGGCGAGCUCGCGCAGGGGUCGACGACCGUGACCUCGUCCGAUGGCAGGGAAUUCAAGCUCACGCCAGACCUUCUGACCAUCGAGAAGAAGACGUUCAAACAAUCCAUUCGCGAGUUUACACCGAACGUCAUCGAGCCCUCCUUCGGUCUAGGCCGCAUUCUAUACGUCUUGCUCGAGCACAGCUUCUGGAGUCGAGAACAGGACGUCGAGCGCGGGGUUCUGUCCCUGCCGGCUGUCGUCGCCCCCACCAAGGUUCUGAUUGUGCCUCUCAGCGCGAAGACAGAAUUUGACCCGCUUGUGCGCGAAGUCUCGACGAAACUGCGCAAGGCUGGCGUGUUCUCGCGCGUCGACGACUCUAAUACGUCCAUCGGCAAGCGCUAUGCGCGCAACGACGAGCUUGGCACUCCCUACGGCCUCACCCUUGACUUUGCUUCCGUCCAAAACCGCACGAUGACCCUCCGGGAACGCGACACGACCGGGCAGCUCAUUGGUUCCAUCGACGAGGUCAUCGACACCGUCAUCGAACUCGUGAGCGGCUCUAUCGACUGGGCUGAGGCCUGCAGAAGGUUACCUGCGUACGACGGUGUCCAGGCUGUGGAGUGAUUGACGCGGCGGCCGUAGCAUUGGAGACGCCUCGCGGCCUCUGGCGGUGAUCGUUCUCCUUGGCACCCUUCAAUGUCCGCAGAGGGCGUAACAGUGGGUGCGCCGCCACCGGGGAUAGACAGUAGUAGAAGGUUGCGAGAAGAGGCUUUCAGUUGCGAGUCGGAGACCCAAUGGGAGUAGUCAUUUACAGGAAGAAAAUCUGUACGCAUGUUUCAUCACCGCUGUAUCAAAACACUCGAAUCUCGACACCCC